AUAAUAAGUAGUGCCAAUGAUGAAGUGCACACUUUUCUUGCAGGCCUGUUGGUUUGAGGUUGCCGUAAAACUCGCUGUCGCUUCCCCUUUUAUUCAUCCCCACUGCCUAAACAAAUACCAAACAUACAAAGCCAGCCUUAAUAACUGGCACAUAAGAGUGUGUGUAUGUGUGUUAAUUUAAGCCGAAUAUUAAGCAUUACACCUCAUCCAAGACAUAUCUUUAUGAUAAUUAAUGUAGAGAGAGAGAGAGACAGGAAGUGCAGAGAGAUUUUUGGGGGAUGAUUGUCUGUCAUUAAUAUUUGUUUAUUGUCUGUUAGAAAAUGAAUUAAGGAAAAAGGAAAGAACUUCUUUGGUUGAGGGGAGUUCAUGGGGUGGUGGGGUUUGUGCUUGACAUUCAUCAAACAUGUGAAUCUUGGAUUCUUGUUGUGAUCGUUGUUCUGGGGUCUCCAGGAAAAUUUGUAAUCUGGGUGCCGGAAUUCUUGAUUUUCAGGCCAAGUUUGGAGGUGGAUUUGAAGGAUUUAUCCGGGUUCCCUGGAAAUUUCUUGAGAAGGGCAUUGCAGAAUCUUGAUGUUGAAGGGAAACAGAGAAGUGGGUGUUUGAAUUUUUCUCACUUCGAUCAACUUUUCGCGAAAGUUUAGCAAUUGGGUUGUGAAGAUCAAAUUUCUAUUCUGUUUUUUCCUCUUUGGUGUUGGUGUUUAGGAGUUGACGCAGCUUUUUCAGGCUGAUAGCCUGAUACAGUAAUCUGUCUUUAUCAAGAUAAGAAUUGUUUACUUCAUGACAUAUAUUAAAGUUCAAGUGGCAAUUGCAAAUAGGUCUAUGAUGGUGAAAUUUUUUCUUUCUCCGCUCUUGAAUUAUAACCUUCGGACAAUCAAUCAGAGCUCAGUGAGAUACUGAUAGUUACAACAGAUUGUUUUAGGGGUGUAUGUAGAUGGGUAAGGAUUGGUUCCGGAUUAGUUACUGUUUAGGUACAAAACAUGGAAAAUGCGUGUAAAGAGUUGGUGAAUUUGUCAUGUUAGGGAGAUUCCUCGGAUGGUUUAAAGGUUAAGGAACACUAGUUUUGCAUAGCGACAGGCAAAACAGAUGUAUGUGUCUGCCUGUCUGUACUGUGUUUUCUCAUUCUUGGAAUAGAAAGGUCAUCAUUUCAGAGCUUUGAUCUGAUACCUUGGUUUCAUUCACUCUCUUGAUUUCAUGUUUGUGGGAUUGUGCAAAAUAUGAUGACCAUGAGAUUUUUUAGUCUGGUGGGCAAUUCUUUCGGAUGUUCUGCAUCGGGAGAGCGUCUGGUCUCCGCAGCAAGAGAUGGGGAUCUUCAAGAAGCCAAGGCUUUGUUGGAGUAUAAUCCUCGUCUUGCGAGGUAUUCCACCUUUGGCGUUCGCAAUUCUCCGUUGCAUUACUCUGCAGCUCAGGGUCAUCACGAGAUUGUUUCACUCUUGCUGGAGUCUGGAGUUGAUAUUAAUCUCAGAAACUAUCGGGGGCAGACUGCUCUGAUGCAAGCUUGUCAAUAUGGUCACUGGGAGGUUGUUCAGACUCUGAUACUCUUUAGAGCCAAUAUCCACAGAGCCGAUUACCUCAAUGGAGGAACUGCACUCCACUUAGCUGCUCUGAACGGCCAUUCCCGAUGCAUCCGGCUUCUCCUUGCUGAUUACAUUCCUAGUAUUCCCAAUUUUUGCAGUAUCUUAAGGAAAAAAUCAAAAACGAAUGAAUCUGUUUCAGAGUUCGAUGAAGGUGCACUCUAUGAAGUAAUCAAUAGACCUGCCGAUGGAGGCGUCAGUGCCCUUCACAUGGCGGCCCUGAAUGGGCAUGCUGAAACUCUUCAUCUUCUUCUCGAUUUAGGGGCUUCAGUAUCUGAGGUAACGGUUGAAGAUGGCACUACAAUCGAUUUAAUAGGUGCUGGAAGCACACCACUCCAUUAUGCUGCCUGUGGUGGAAACGCACAGUGUUGUCAGCUUUUGAUUGCCAAGGGUGCCAGUCUGACAACAGAGAACGCAAACGGGUGGAGCCCGUUGAUGGUAGCUCGUUCAUGGCAUAGAGAUUGGCUUGAGGAGAUUUUAACCGAGCGACCAGAAAGCCAACCAAAACUUAGUCCUUCACCAUAUUUAUGUCUUCCUCUCAUGAGCAUUGUUGAAAUUGCUAGAGAAUGUGGAUGGAGAGGCAACGAUUCACCUUCGACAUGUUUAGAUCCAUGUGUUGUUUGCUUAGAAAGAAAGUGCACAGUUGCUGCUGAAGGUUGUUUCCAUGAGUUCUGCACUCAUUGCGCUCUGUAUCUAUGCUCGACAAAUAGCACGUCUACAGUCGCACACGGGCCUCCCGGUUCAAUUGCCUGUCCUUUAUGCCGGCACGGCAUAGUUUCUUUUGUUAAGCUUGAAGGGACAAGGCCGAUCAUAAAAGAAAUUGCAAGAACAAGCAUAUCCUUGCCCUUCUGCACUUGUUCGGCUGAGGUGCCAGAACUGGGAGACGCAUUGGAAACACCAUUCUGCAAACCGGAUUUCCAUUGUGCUAGUCUCUCCCCUCUAGGUUCUUCUUUCCGCUCCCUCAGCUGCAAACGGUUCCCUUCGGUGAAAAUCAGCCCCGGCCUUUGCAUGGGAGCUCCAGAAACUAGUCCAUGUUUGGUUCCAAGAACCACGGACCGUAGCCUCAGGAGCCAGUUGGUUAGAUGUUCGAGAUCAUCGAGCCUUAGGCGCUCUACGUCUCAGAAUGAGGGCAGGAGAUGGUGGUGUUCUUUCAAUCAAUCUAUGGGAACUGGAAGCAGCUGCUAGAGAUUGAUGAGGUAUUAAUUCCACUACGUACUCGUUUCAUGCGCAGUAUUUUCUUCGAAAAGAAUAAUUAUCAGGAAAACUUGGUAAUUAUUGUGAAUGAAAAAUUAUUUGUGUAAAUAUGUGGAGUUUGUCAUGAUUUUUCCAAAGGGACAUCGUCAAAUUGCUGUAUUGUUAGAUGAAAGAAACUGCUCUGUUAUGGCCUUAAAAUGCCAAAAUUAGAAGAGGAUGUUCUCUUGUGAUUUGCUGAAAUUUUGUAUUUGAGAAAGGAAAAAUAAUAAGAAUUAUCUUGUUUGGCUUAUGAAAAAAGGACAUUUGCACCAACGAUGUCUUGCGAAUUCAAGAUCUUGGGUUCGGACGGUAAGGUUGAGAUGUCGAAUUCGAGAUCUUGAGUUCGGACGGUAAGGUUGAGAUGUCGAAUUCGAGAUCUUGAGUUUGAAUAACAACACGUGAUUUCUAG
Molecule: messenger RNA, 3210 nt
Organism: Sesamum indicum (sesame)
Lineage: Eukaryota; Viridiplantae; Streptophyta; Magnoliopsida; Lamiales; Pedaliaceae
Product: putative E3 ubiquitin-protein ligase XBOS32
Molecular function (GO): protein binding
Source: RefSeq, a predicted model, not a curated record